Messenger RNA from Gigantopelta aegis, 4581 nucleotides. Its product is annotated as proteoglycan 4-like. Bases 1 to 4581 code for a protein of 1526 amino acids. The transcript is spliced from 11 exons. Gene Ontology annotation, biological process: carbohydrate metabolic process; chitin catabolic process. Gene Ontology annotation, molecular function: chitin binding; chitinase activity. Lineage: Eukaryota; Metazoa; Mollusca; Gastropoda; Neomphalida; Peltospiridae. The record is from RefSeq and is a predicted model, not a curated record. Gene Ontology annotation, cellular component: extracellular region.
AUGACCGUACACAUCUGUAUUGAACCGCCAAGACGCAUUCUGGGGGAGAUGAACAUUCUCUUGACUCUGCUGUCCCUGGCUCACGUCUGCCAGGGGAGAGUGUUUAGUGAGGUGGCAGCCCAGCCUAAGAAUCUCGGACGAGAUCCAGAAUACAAAAGAGUAUGUUAUUACACGAACUGGUCUCAAUACCGGAAGCAGCCCGCCAGAUUCUUCCCGUUUAAUAUUGACCCUUUUCUGUGUACGCACCUCAUCUUUGCGUUCGCUAAAGUGGAUUACAAUGGUCACCUGGCUCCGUAUGAGUGGAACGACAUACAGUAUCCUCAUCUCUACAAACAGUUCACAGGUUUGAAGACCAAGAACCCACACUUGAAAACUCUGUUGGCGGUAGGCGGAUGGACACACGGAUCCCGACCCUUCACGGACAUGGCGAAAACAAAAGUAGGACGUCAGUCAUUUAUAGACCACGCCAUCCAGUAUCUGCGUACGCACAACUUUGACGGUCUUGACCUUGACUGGGAAUAUCCAGCGAAUCGUGGCAGUCCUAAAGAAGACAGAAAGAGAUUUUCAGAACUUGUUAUGGAACUCAAGGCCGCGUUCAUUGACGAAGCGUCCAGGACGGGUAAAGAGCGCCUUCUGUUAGCUGCGGCAGUUGCUGCUGGGGUCAAAAUCGCUGAGUCAGCAUACGAAGUGACGAUUAUAAACAAGUAUUUAGACUUCAUCAACGUGAUGAGCUAUGACCUGCACGGCUCUUGGAGUAAAACACUGGGGAUUAACGCGCCCCUGUACCCCGACCCCGAUAACCAGGACCCUAAAGGUGGACUGAGUGUGUCUUCAUUUGGAUUUCAGGAUAACAUCGUCAAAGACUGGCUUCGUAUGGGCGCCACGAGAGACAAGCUGGUGGUUGGAAUAGCUAUGUACGGUCGCUCCUUCACUCUGUGUUCAGGGUCGCAGGUCAACGUAGGUGACAAGAACUGCGGACCGGGCAAACCAGCGCCCUUCACUAGAGAGAAAGGAUUCAUUUCCUACUAUGAGGUAAUCAUUAUACUCGUCUUUGUUUCAGAGGACCCAGUUACAAUAAAAGACCGACUGAAGAAUGGAUGGACUCGAGUAUGGUCCAGCAGUCAAAUGGUUCCAUAUGCGUACAGCGCCAAGGAGAAACAGUGGGUGGGGUAUGAUGACAUACAAAGCGUGCAGCUCAAGGCUCAGUACAUCAAGCAAAACAAGCUGGCUGGAGCAAUGAUGUGGUCCAUUGACCUCGACGACUUUGCCAACAUAGGCACCAAGGGCAAGGUCUUUCCACUGACGCGUGCAAUCAGGGCGGUGCUAGAGGAUUCGGAAUACCCGUCCUUCCAACCCCCACCAAAAAUAUCUGUGAAUAAGAGACUGCCUCAACCCACAGCUAAAACCCUAGUCCAGAAUGACGGGAAGAAUAAACAGUUGAAGUCUAACAUUCCACGGGUUGAGAGCAAAUCACCAUUCUCACCUCCAAAAUCACCAUAUUCACCUCCGAAAGGGUUUGUCAAGAAACCAAUAUCCAAGACAUACUUGCCUCGUCCCGGAGCGUCAAAGACGAAACCGGAAGUCGAAAGUACUCCUCCCAGCAGAGCAGCAUCUUCACAGGCAGGUGGACCUGUUCUAGGGACGAUAGCAACACCAAAAUACAACAACAAAUCCUAUUCAACCACUACGAGUGUACCCCGUAGCAGUACGCCAGCCACGUCCACAAGAUAUGUUACAAAAGCAGGAACUAUAUCAACUGGACCAAAUAAACCAUUGACUACAUCAACAUUAACUAAACAGGCGUCUAUAUCCACAUCGACAAAUAUGAACCGUAAAGACAAUACCAAAGUUAAGGCAACAGAAACAGCUGCGAUCAGUCAUAAGCGUGAAAAAACUGCAAAAGAAUCGUCCCACGAUAAACAGUAUCCACAGAGCCCAUACACUCCAGCAAAGACGGCGAAAGAGGUAAAAACUGUGUUAAAAACCAUGGCUGUAACAACAACCACUUCAACAAACAGAAAUGCAAAGGAAAAUGCACAAAAGACAACAACGUCUGAAAAUGUUAUUUCACAAGUCAAUGAGCCAGUAGAUUUGAAAUCUGCUGAUAAAUCACUUACAUCACAGGAACAAACUGAACUUCAGUCCAACGUAAAUGACCUCACUUUGAAUACUGACAAUCAAAAGCAUCUGAGCGAAUCAACAAUGUCACCAUUAACGCCUGAAGAACAUCUAAAGUAUCCCAAAAGUCCAUAUAAACCUAAACCUGUAAAACAUAAGGCAACAGAAGGUGCGUAUAAGGUGGGUGUGACAGUCGGAACAACUACGCCAAUAAUCCAGACCACGAUAAAAGCAACUGAAAUAAAACCAACUGAGACCACAACAACGAUAUAUUCAAAUAGUGAGAAAAAGUCCAACAAAACAUGGAAAAGUUCAUCAUAUGACGCUAAAACAAAAGGCAAAAUGCUUCCGUCAAUGGAUCUAAAACAGGAUUUCAAUCCAAAGCAAGAUGAAACCAUUGUCAAACGUUUAAACAAAAGCCCAUACACAAAGCCACCUUAUAUAUGGAACCCACACAUGACCCCGUCAGUGCUAAAGGUAAUAACACCUACAGCUCAACCACCAAAACCAUCCCAGCCAGCUUAUAUCAUUGCAACUUCGCCAUAUAAACCUAUUAGCACUGUUAAUACAGAAUUGGUGAUUACUGAUUCACUCAGACAAGCUAAAAAUAUAAUGACAAAAUCCUUUAGGCAAGGUGGGGUUAAAGUCGUAACCACUGAUUCCCCGAGACAGGACAGAGUUCAGAAUGUCAUCACUGACUUGCCAAGACAGGAGCGAAUCACAGUCUCGUAUCAGUCGGCGACAUCACCUUUUAAACCGUGGAAAACGACCGUGUAUAGAAAAUACAUCACACCAACGCGGGCACCAACACGGAGCACCAGAGACCAGGUGGCAGAGUCGAUCAAAAAUGAAGUUAAAGAAAUAUUCAAUCCCAUUGUCGAUGUUUAUGACGGCCAUUCGAGUAACAGAACACAAUUAUCUGAUAGUGAUAUUCCUGCUAAAUCAAGCACGCAGCUACCAUUAACACAGCUGACAACCAUGCAGGUGAAAUUACCGACACUGAGGACAAUACAGCAAGGUAUCGCCGGUAGAUCCAGUACAACGGCGUCGUCGUCUUUGAAACAAGGGGCAUCGCCAACAGAUAGCGAAAUCAGGUCCACAAGACCAUUCUUCUUGUUUGCCAAAAAUAAAACAUUCCCUACUCAGAAAGCAAUUUACCAGUCUCGUGCCACUCGAAAGGACUCGUCCAAAACCUCUUCCACUUCUCCGUCAACUACCAAAGUGAUUGCUACAACGCAUGCCAAACGAACAACAUACCCAGCAACAAAACGUGUGCUGACAACGAGGAGAAACAGGGUUGCGAACGGCUCCACGGAACGGUCAACUGCAAAACAAAGGGUCACAAGCAGAAUCACGAUGGUACAUAAUGAACCAAGCAAGAUACAGACAACUCGAAUAUAUACAAUGCACAGUACACAUAGUCCAAACAGACUGAGUAGACCUUCAACUAUACCAACAAGACGAUCUACAAUGCACAGUACACACAGUCCCAAACGACUGAGCAGACCUUCAACUAGACCAACAGUGCACAGUACACAAAGUCCGAAAAAACUGAGUAGACCUACUAGACCAACGACGCGAACUACAAUGACUGCGGCUAAAUCAAAUAAUCGCCAAACAACACGAUCAUCCACUAGGCAAGGAACUAAAGCUACAACCAUUACGACAACAGAAAGGAAUUUGGGAACUAGGUCCCAAAUUAGUCAUCGUCCUAUAAAACAGCCGACUAUUGUACCAGCAAAAAGGAAAACUGUUAAUCCUACAACAAGGAGACAGACAGCAUUGCCUACAGAACCAUCAAGACAGACACAGACACAGACUACUAAAGCAAAUCGAACAGUCGUCAACAAAGAAAGCCAUGACGUCGUAAGGAACACAGGGUCUCCUGCUCUAGAUUCCAGGAAAAUGGCAACACCCAAACCUAAACCUUCACAGCGUACAAAGACCUAUUGGAUACGAACUCGACCCACUGGACCCCAGCGGAUAUUUGCAUGGAUGACAAACACACAUACUACAGUGAAAUCGACUAUAAAUAAAUCAACCUCACAAAAGAUGGAUGCUGGCAUUAUAAGUGCUACUACUUCAGCCAAAGAGGUGACAAAAGGUGUAACAGACACUCUUGUCGACCAGACAAAGAGGACGCACUGGCCAAUGGAAGCUAUAUUGGGAGAUGACCAUAUUCACCCUCUCAAAUCGGCUCUAUUUGGUCUUGACAUUACUAAGAAGCCUCCCAGCUCCCAGAUGAAGUACCACACCGACUCUCCCAUGGCCAUGACCACUGGCGGAUGGCUUCUGGAUUGGCUCCACAUGAUAACGAGUAAACCCACAUACAAACCCCUGAUGAAGACUCUGAUCCCUGACGUGCUAGGUCCCUAUACAGGUAUACGAAACCGAAGGCAACAGAGAAACCUGGAUAUGAUAGAGUACACGAAAGGCAUCGAAAUUACCCACAUGACACAAUGA